UCUCGACUCCUAUGCGUAUGCGUUAGUAACUAUUGCACGCGCCAUCAUUUAGCUCCUAUACACAAUAAUAAUUAUUAUUUUUACUUUAAAUAGUAAAUUCAUUAGUAGAAUGGUUCAUUAGUAUUUAGUUUUGUGACUGUCAGUAGUGAGAGAGCUUUCAGUGUGUGUAUCAGUAUUUUUAUUGUUUUUCAAUCAUGAUUGCUAAUAAUAUGAUUAAAUUAAGCGAAGUCAUGAAGAUCGGCUUUAUUGGCGGAGGCAGGCUGGCCUUCGCUUUGGCCAACGGCUUUAUCUCAGCUGGUUUGGCAAAACCCGAUGAGAUCACAGCGAGCGUUCAUCCCGCAGACGUGGUUAGCGCUGAGGCAUUCAAGAAACUCGGAGCCACAGCGGUGUUCGAGAACAAACCAGUGGUGGAGAGAUCUGAAGUAGUGAUAGUGUCAGUCAAGCCUGAUGUAGUGGUACCAGUCCUGAAGGAAGUGAAGGAGCUCCCAGCUUCCAAGAACAAGCUGUUUAUAUCAGUGGCCAUGGGUAUUACUACUGCUGCUAUUGAAAAGGUGUUACCCGCAGAAGCUCGCGUGAUCCGAGUGAUGCCGAACACACCAGCGUUAGUCCAGCAUGGAGCUGCAGCCCUCAGCCGUGGAUCCCGCGCCACUGCUGAAGAUGCCAAGCUGACCUCACAGCUGUUCCAAGCUGUGGGCACCUGUGAUGAGGUGCCGGAGUAUCAGAUGGAUGCUGUCACUGCUUUGAGUGGCAGCGGGCCGGCUUAUAUCUACAUGAUGAUCGAGUCUCUAGCUGACGGCGGUGUCCGCUGUGGCUUGCCACGCGACUUGGCUCUCCGUUUAGCUGCGCAGACAACCCUGGGUUCUGCAGCCAUGGUGAAGACUGGCACACAUCCUGCUGUGCUUAAGGACAAUGUGACCAGCCCUGCAGGUUCUACCGCUGAUGGAACUUAUCAUUUGGAACAGAACGGUUUCCGAUCAGCAGUCAUUGGUGCUGUGGCCGCAGCAGCCGACAGAUGUAAAGUGGUCAACAGCCAACUCAACAACAUACCGUAGUUUUGUGUACAUUUUGCUUCUUUUAAUGUAAUUUACGCCAAUUAUGUUAUCUUAAGAACUAAUAAAUGCAUUUUUUAUUAAACGUUUAAAAAGUA
Helicoverpa armigera (cotton bollworm) is the source of this 1147-nucleotide messenger RNA. RefSeq lists its product as uncharacterized. The record is from RefSeq and is a predicted model, not a curated record. Gene Ontology annotation, biological process: L-proline biosynthetic process. The transcript has 7 exons. Bases 195 to 1052 code for a protein of 285 amino acids. Gene Ontology annotation, molecular function: pyrroline-5-carboxylate reductase activity. NCBI's taxonomy places the organism in Eukaryota, Metazoa, Arthropoda, Insecta, Lepidoptera, Noctuidae.